This is a messenger RNA of Peromyscus californicus insignis, 3714 nucleotides long. It is a transcript of the gene Zc3h12d, whose product is annotated as zinc finger CCCH-type containing 12D. Gene Ontology annotation, molecular function: metal ion binding; mRNA binding; RNA endonuclease activity. The record is from RefSeq and is a predicted model, not a curated record. Gene Ontology annotation, cellular component: cytoplasmic ribonucleoprotein granule; nucleus. The transcript is spliced from 5 exons. Lineage: Eukaryota; Metazoa; Chordata; Mammalia; Rodentia; Cricetidae. Gene Ontology annotation, biological process: nuclear-transcribed mRNA catabolic process, RNase MRP-dependent; 3'-UTR-mediated mRNA destabilization. Bases 55 to 1656 code for a protein of 533 amino acids.
UCUGCCAGGAGGAAGCCCAGGGUAGGAGCUGUGCCAGGCAACAGCUGGCACGCUAUGGAGCGUCGGAGCAAGAUGGAGUUUUUCCAGAAACUGGGCUACAGCCAGGACGACGUGGUCAGGGUGCUGGGCAAACUGGGCGACAGCGCGUUGGUCAACGACGUGCUACAGGAGCUGAUCCAGACUGGUAGCCGCCCGAGGGUCCAGGACGAUCCGGCCAACAGCACUGGGGUAGUGCUGACGCCCCGGGGAUGCUGCGGAGUCCGGGACUCUGCCCAGCAGGGCCUGGGACCAGGCCUGGAAGAGGCUGGCGGAGAUCCAGCCAGUUACCUGCGGCCCAUAGUGAUCGAUGGCAGCAAUGUGGCCAUGAGCCAUGGAAACAAGGAAGCCUUCUCCUGCCGGGGAAUUCGUCUGGCUGUGGACUGGUUCAGGGACAGAGGACACACCUACAUCAAGGUUUUUGUCCCAUCUUGGAGGAAAGAGCCAUCAAGAUCUGAUACCCCCAUCAGAGAGCAGCACGUGCUGGAGGAGCUGGAGCGGCAGGCUGUGUUGGUGUACACCCCAUCCCGCAAGGUCAACGGCAAGCGAGUGGUCUGCUAUGAUGACCGCUACAUUGUGAAGGUGGCCUUUGAGAAGGAUGGCAUCAUUGUCUCCAACGACAACUACCGGGACCUGCAGAAUGAGAACCCAGAGUGGAAAUGGUUCAUCGAGCAACGACUGCUCAUGUUCUCCUUUGUAAAUGACAGGUUCAUGCCUCCUGAUGACCCCCUGGGCCGCCGUGGACCAACCUUGAGCAAUUUCCUAAGCAAGAAGCCAAGGCCCCCAGAGCCGUCUUGGCGGCACUGUCCCUACGGCAAGAAAUGCACCUACGGGGUCAAGUGCAGAUUCUACCACCCGGAGAGGCCACACCACGCGCUGCUGCCCGUGGCCGACGAACUCCGCGCCAAGACGCGGGCCUGCCCGGGCGGUGGCGCCGAGGAGCAGCGGCCACCGAGUGUCCGGAGCAGCCCCGCACCACCCCGGCCGCUUCCCCGGGAGCCCGGCGCGCACAGUCUCCCACCGGCGCCACAGCCGGCGACCCUGGGCGCCCUGAACCUGAGUUUCUCGCGGCUGACCUUCAGCGAAACCCCGGCCAGCUGCGUCUCGUCCCAGACGCGGGAGCCCGACUGGAUGCCCACAGGUGGCCCCUCGUCCUGGGCCGUGCCAACCCCUCGCGCGGGCAGCGCUGCCGCCCCGAGGUCGCCGGGGCUGCGAGGCCUCCGGACUCUGAACAGCCCGCUCUCCUUGGGCGAUCUUGGGUCCCCAACCUGCCCGCAGGCCCAGCCGCCAGACGGACACCCUUCCAGGGACAUGCACAGUGACUUGCCUCCCCAGCGCAGAUCCCUGGAAGAUCCGUGGAACCUUCUGUCCAGCUCCUACCGUUAUCUGAGUCACCCAGCCUGGGCCGAGUCUGCUUGGGGCGAGGACGGCUUUAGAGGACCUUCGGGGUCAGCACAGCCAGCAGCCAAUGGUGGGGGAGCACGCACUGCCUUCCGCAGUGUCUUCCCAACUGAUCAAGGGGACAGUGGGAUGGCCUCGGAUCCUGCGCUCUCCGACCUGGCUCUGCUCACGCUCCAGCAGAGAUCCCAAAGGACUGGUGCGCAAUUGGGGGACCCUUAAGAAGCAGGUUCACAGCACUGCAAGGAAUUGCAGAGGCUUGACUUGCACCUUGGACAGGUGGGAUGCAAGACGAUUGCCACCCUGGAUGUGAGUCACCAUUAUUGGUCCCCUGUCUGCAGGAGACUUCCUUCUCAUCCAGGAUGGUGGAUACCCAUGGCGAUCUUGGUGAUGCUCCCAGGGCCUGCUGAAUGGGCAGGAUGCUUUCUGAUGUGUUCAGAACACGUCUGUGUUUGGUUCUAAGUACCAGCCACAAAACGUUUCAGCUGGCCAUCACCACAAACCAAAGAGAACACCCAAGUAAUCAAGAUGAGUUUGAUACAAACUCUUGCUCUGUAAGCGUGUGUGUGUGUGUGUGUGUGUGUGUGUGUGUGUGUGUGUGUGUGUAUGUGUGUGUGUGUUUAAGACUCUAGGAAGCCAUGAGAAUGUGGGUCAUGGUUGAAAGUCUGAAAAAGACUGGUAGACAAUCUUGACUUUCGUGGCACCAAAUAAUCUUUAAAAAUCUGUUCAGGUGACAUGGGAAGGAAGGAGUCGAUGCCUAAGGUUUUCAUGUCACCCUUGCUAACCUCACUCAUAGGGGAACACAGCCUUCUGUAAAUUUUUAGUGUGGGGCUGUGAGGUGCUGUGGGUGCCCCCAGGGGCACUUGAACCUAAGGGUCUUCUGACCAGUUCUUCACUCCUUUUGUGCAUACAUACCAUACCACUCAAAUAUCAUAACACACACACACACACACACACACACACACACACACACACACACACACACAGAGAGAGAGAGAGAGAGAGAGAGAGAGAGAGAGAGAGAGAGAGAGAGAGAGAGUCUUGCUCAAGGAUCAGCCUAUUUUGUUUGUUUGGUUUGUUUUGUUUUUUCAAGGCAGGGUUUCUGUGUAGCCUCUGACUGUCCUGGAACUCACUCUGUAGACCAGGCUGGCCUCGAACUCACAGAGAUCCACCUGCCUCUGCCUCCUGAGUGCUAGGAUUAUAGGCAUGGGCCACCACAUCUGGCUUGCUUUUAUUUUUUUAAUCAGCCUUCCAUUGUGGUGAAUCUACAAAACAAAUUUCCAAAUCAUACAUUACAGAAAUAAAACUCCAAUCUAUCUACCACCCCUUCAACAACAACAAAAUAACCUCCAGGUGGGUAGGCAUAGAGUUGGAUUCUGGUGGAGGUUAUUGUAACUUUUACUUAGCUGGGUCUUUUAGACAACUUUGGGUCUGGGUUUGGGGGAGAACAGACUCAUUCAUUUGCAAGGGACAAGAAAUGAAAUCGUGAUGCUGGAGCAUGGACCCAGCAUUCUUAGGGAUCCUGGCGUCUCUAGGCAGCACCCACAUGUUCAGGUUACAGUGGUAUCCUGCCAGGUUGUAACUCAUUUGUUCCUGAGGGACUUGGUAUUUCAGCUGGCUGGAAAGAUUGUGAAGAGCCUGCCAAUGGCCUUUGUUUGCCAAAGCCUCCACGUUCCCUGCAGUGUGUUAGGUGCACUGGGGAAACGCCACUUUAUUAAGAGGCUGUGUUUGUUGUUGGCACAGCAAAGGUUUGCCUUGGGGAGAAUGCUGUUGCGGUAUUCAUGGUAAACUUGACUCCUUGGCACCAGGGCAGCCACAUGGCUUCCUGUGAGUCUUCCCUCUUUUAAAACCACGUUCUUAGCAUGGCUUCUUGUAGAUCUGUUCCUCAUCCCCCUUUUCAAAGCAGACACUGCUCUUAGAGUGUUACUUUUUUUUUUUUUUUCCUUCAGGAGUGUGUUUCCUUUCCACGAGACAGGCUCAUCCCUGUUAGAGCCACUGUUGGAUUCCCGGACCCUGUUCCCUGCUCCUAAUCAAUGCAUUGCAAAUGUACGGUUGGAAAUGUUUGAACGGCUUCCUCUGACGACAAGUUUGAGUUUUAGUAAGCUGUAAAGCUAUUUGAUUUGGUUCACUCUGGUUAAGACAGGUACAGGGGGAGAAAAGAAGGGGAAAACCCCAACACAUCUCAAGUGUAACCACCUUUGGAAAUUUUCCGAAGUCUUAGUAUGUCUUUGCGACACAAAUACAUAGAUGAGAAGCAUGAACGGACCAUCCCCGAUUGCA